Messenger RNA from Asparagus officinalis (garden asparagus), 1938 nucleotides. Its product is annotated as polyubiquitin-like. The transcript is spliced from 2 exons. Lineage: Eukaryota; Viridiplantae; Streptophyta; Magnoliopsida; Asparagales; Asparagaceae. Gene Ontology annotation, cellular component: cytoplasm; nucleus. Bases 133 to 1740 code for a protein of 535 amino acids. The record is from RefSeq and is a predicted model, not a curated record. Gene Ontology annotation, biological process: modification-dependent protein catabolic process; protein ubiquitination. Gene Ontology annotation, molecular function: ubiquitin protein ligase binding; protein tag activity.
CCUCUCCCUCGUGCUAUAAAUGCCACCCUCAAUCCCCUCCUCUCUCUUAAGCCACGAAAACUCUCAAUUUCUCUGAAGGAAAAAAAAAAUAAAAGAAAAAAUUUUCUCAUCUCUCUUCAGCAAUUUCUAAAGAUGCAGAUCUUUGUGAAGACACUUACAGGAAAGACUAUCACCCUUGAGGUGGAGAGCUCAGACACUAUUGACAAUGUCAAAGCCAAGAUCCAGGACAAGGAGGGCAUCCCCCCAGACCAGCAGAGGCUCAUUUUCGCAGGAAAGCAACUCGAGGAUGGCCGUACUCUCGCUGACUACAACAUCCAGAAGGAGUCCACCCUCCACCUUGUGCUCCGUCUCAGGGGUGGCAUGCAGAUUUUUGUCAAGACCUUGACAGGAAAAACCAUCACCCUUGAGGUCGAGAGCUCCGACACAAUCGACAAUGUCAAGGCCAAAAUCCAGGACAAGGAGGGCAUCCCCCCGGACCAGCAGAGGCUCAUUUUUGCUGGGAAGCAGCUUGAGGAUGGCCGUACCCUUGCUGACUAUAACAUCCAAAAGGAGUCGACCCUCCAUCUUGUCCUUCGUCUAAGAGGUGGCAUGCAGAUUUUUGUCAAGACCUUGACCGGCAAAACCAUCACGCUUGAGGUUGAGAGCUCUGACACAAUCGACAAUGUCAAGGCCAAAAUCCAGGACAAGGAGGGCAUUCCCCCAGACCAGCAGAGGCUUAUUUUUGCCGGGAAGCAGCUUGAGGAUGGUCGUACUCUCGCCGACUACAACAUCCAAAAGGAGUCCACCCUCCAUCUUGUGCUAAGGCUCCGUGGAGGCAUGCAGAUCUUCGUUAAGACACUGACUGGCAAAACCAUCACCCUUGAGGUCGAGAGCUCUGACACAAUCGACAAUGUCAAAGCCAAAAUUCAGGACAAAGAGGGUAUCCCCCCAGACCAGCAGAGGCUCAUUUUUGCGGGGAAGCAGCUUGAGGACGGCCGCACCCUAGCAGAUUACAACAUCCAAAAGGAGUCCACCCUCCACCUCGUUCUUCGGCUUCGUGGAGGUAUGCAAAUUUUCGUUAAGACCCUGACAGGAAAAACCAUUACCUUGGAGGUGGAGAGCUCGGAUACAAUCGACAAUGUCAAGGCCAAGAUACAGGAUAAGGAGGGCAUCCCCCCGGAUCAGCAGAGGCUCAUCUUCGCUGGGAAGCAGCUUGAGGACGGCCGAACCCUUGCAGAUUACAACAUCCAAAAGGAGUCGACCCUUCACCUUGUGCUCAGGCUUCGUGGUGGUAUGCAGAUUUUCGUGAAGACUCUUACGGGGAAGACCAUCACUCUUGAGGUGGAGAGCUCGGAUACCAUUGACAAUGUUAAGGCCAAGAUCCAGGACAAGGAAGGAAUCCCCCCGGACCAGCAGAGGCUCAUCUUCGCAGGAAAGCAGCUCGAGGAUGGCCGCACUCUAGCAGACUACAACAUCCAAAAGGAGUCCACCCUUCAUCUUGUGCUCAGGCUUCGUGGUGGUAUGCAGAUUUUUGUGAAGACCCUUACAGGGAAGACGAUCACUUUGGAGGUGGAGAGCUCGGAUACCAUCGACAAUGUGAAGGCCAAGAUCCAGGAUAAGGAAGGGAUCCCUCCGGACCAGCAGAGGCUCAUCUUUGCAGGGAAGCAGCUCGAGGAUGGGAGGACUCUUGCAGAUUACAACAUCCAGAAGGAGUCCACCCUUCACCUUGUCCUCCGCCUCCGUGGUGGUGCUCAAAACUAGAUGAUGAUCAGUCAAGUUUCCGGCGGUGGUUUCGUUGUUUCAGCACAGUGCUUGUGAAUAAUGCGCUCCAUCACCUUGCGUGUGUGGAGGCCUUCUAGUUUGGUUUUAUGGACGUGCUCUAGUUGUGUGCUACUUAUGAACUUGGUUGUGGUUGUUUGGAAUUGACUGCGUGGUUCAAAUAUGUUUUCUUUAUUUUAA